UUUUCUUUUAACUCAACAUUUUGCACAGCAUCUUGCAUGGAGACUCCGACAGCUGGGCUGGAGGCAAACGGUUCUUCCGGCUCUGGCUAAGCAGUGCUCGGAGGGCAAUUGUUCCACGCUCAUCAGACAGAAAAAAAUGAUAAUCAUGGUAUAAGGAAGAGGUUUACUCAUUCUGCCCAGAGGCUGAGCCAGCAGAGACAGCAAAGCUAAUGUGAUUCAUUGAAGGAAGACAGUGGACAAUUACCAGCAACUUGUUCACGUUUUUGCCUUGGACAGCCUAAGCUGAAACUCCCAGAAAUGACCCAGCAAAUGCACAGCCUGAGUCUCCUCCAGACCAAGAAGCACAGCAUGCCCUCCUCUCCCAACGCGGCCAAGCGGCUCUAUCGGAACCUGUCGGAGAAGCUGAAGGGCAGCCACACGUCCUUCGACGAGGCCUAUUUCCGAGCUCGCUCCGACCGCCUCAGCCUCCGCAAGACCUCCAUGAAUUUCCAGUGCAACGAAGCAAUGUUUGAGGCCGUGGAACAGCAGGAUCUGGAUGCUGUUCAGAUUCUUCUUUAUCAAUACACACUGGAGGAACUGGACCUGAACACACCAAACAGUGAGGGACUAACUCCUCUGGAUAUUGCCAUUUUGACAAAUAAUGUCCCUAUUGCUAAGACCCUUCUGCAUGUUGGGGCAAAGGAAAGCCCACACUUUGUUGACGUGGAGAGCAGGUCGGUGCAUCUGAGCACGCUGGUGCAGGAGGCGCAGCAGAGAGUGACGGAGCUGUCUGCACAGGUGGGGAACGAAGGUCUGGGCAUCGACACCACGGAGAGGGAGAAGCAGCUGAAGGCCUGGGAGUGGAGGUCGAGGCUGUACCAGCGCAUGAAGGCCGGCUACGAACACGCCCGAGCCCCUGAGGCGCCAACCAAUGUCUGUCUCAUGGUAACAAGCAGUACAUCACUCACUGUCACCUUCCAAGAACCUCUGAGUGUCAACUCAGCUGUGGUGACCAAGUAUAAAGUGGAAUGGAGCUCUUCAGAAGACUUUUCUCCUUUGGCUGGUGAAAUAAUCUUGGAUAAUCUUCAGUCUUUGAGGUGCUCUAUCACGGGUCUCAGAACAGGCCAGAGGUAUUAUGUCCAUGUUUCGGCGUACAACAUGAGAGGAUGGGGACCUCCAAGGAAAUCUACUCCUGAAUAUGCUUCUCCUUCAAACUGGAAAGACUGCAGUGGAAGAGAACCUCGGCACAGGGGACACACUGAGGCCCUGGAACGCCUCCUUCAGCAGGUUCGAGCAGCUCAUCAGCACUAUAAUUGCAGAGAAAGUUCUAAAUUACAAAAUGCUGGUCGCAAGCAAUCAGUUUCCAGGAGCCUGAAGCACCUUUUCCACUCAUCGAACAAGUUUGUGAAGACUCUGAAACGGGGACUCUACUUAUGUGUUAUACUUUUUUACAAAGACAAUUUGUUAGUAACCAAUGAAGAUCAAAUCCCAAUUGUGGAAAUCGAUGACUCUCACAGUAGUUCAGUUAUGCAGGAUUUCCUGUGGUUCACAAAGUUGUCUUGCAUGUGGGACGACAUCAGAUGGCUGAGGCAGAACAUGGCUGUGUCCGUGUCCUCAUCAACAGCCCUUCAGGCCAGGCAGAAGAUGCUUUCAGCAGCAGCACAGCUACAGAAUUUGCUGGGAACUCACAACUUAGGCAGAGUUUUUUAUGAACCAAUCAAGGAUCGACAUGGCAAUAUGCUGAUAGUUACUGUAAGAGAAGUGGAGAGUCUGUAUUCAUUUUUUAAUGGCAAAUGGAUGCAGGUAUCCAAACUACAAAGCCAGAGGAAAUCCCUUUCAACUCCAGAGGAGCCAACAGCGUUAGACAUCUUGCUCAUAACAAUCCAGGACAUACUUUCCUAUCACAAACGAAGUCAGCAACGCCUCCCUCCCGGCCUGUAUCUGGGCUACCUGAAACUCUGCAGUUCUGUGGAUCAAAUCAAAGUGCUGGUGCUGCAGAAGUUGCCCAAUGUCCUGUGUCAUGUUAAAAUCCGGGACAACAGCAAUGUCUCCAAAGAUGAGUGGGAAUGGAUCCAAACACUUUCUGGCUCAGAAUCUGUGGAAAGUAUGGAUCAUACUUCAGACUGCCCUACUCAAUUGUUCUUGUACGAGCUCCAGACGGCAGUGAAGGCUCUCCUCAAACAGAUCAAUCUACCUCUGCAUCAGGCAAAGCACUUCCGUCUGUACACACAGGAGGUGUUGGAACUGGGUCACAAUGUCUCCUUUCUUCUCCUGCUCCCCGCCUCAGACGACGUCUGCACUGCCCCAGGACAGAAUAAUCCUUACACCCCACACUCAGGAUUUCUUAACCUCCCUCUUCAGAUGUUUGAACUCGUUCAUUUUUGCUGUUACAAGGAAAAAUUUAUAAGCCUGUAUUGCCGCCUUUCUGCUGUCAUAGAGCUGGACUCUCUGAAAACCCAGCAAUCCCUGAGGGAAGCAAUUUCAGACAGUGAAGUCGCUGCAGCCAAACAAAGACACCAGCAAGUUAUAGACUACAUACAGCAAAUCGAUGAGAUCUGGAGGGAGAUGAGGUGGAUCACAGAAGCACUGCAGUAUGCAAGGUACAAGCAGCCAGCAGCUGGCCUGCCCAUAAGGAAGCUUGUGGAUCUUUCAGAAGAACACCCUCAAAAGAAAAUGAGCUCCACCUCUUCACAUCUAGACUGUCUUCCUUCACCUCCCCCUUCCCCUGAGGCCAGAAUCCAGAGGAGAAAAGCUGUGAGUGACUCCCAGCCCUGCUCAGACGAGGAAGGCUGCUCCGAAGUGUUCCUCCCAACCGACAGCGACUACGACUCCAGCGACGCGCUGAGCCCCAGGGAGCUGGACCUGAUUUACUCCUCGUCCCAGGACAUCUCCCAGCAGGCCGGCAGUGGCCUGGGAGGCAGCGCUCCCGACGUCCUCCAAGCCCACGACAUGAAGCCCUGCCUGGCUCUCCAUGGGGGCCUGACGGAGUGUGGUGCCUUUGAUCCUCACGCUGAAUGUUGCACAGAGUCCAUGAGCAAUCUGAGCAUGGCAGGGCUCACAGAGAAGAGCACGGACAAGUCCUCCAGCUCCAAGCAGCCGCUGGGCUUUUUAGGGAAAAAAAAGCUCGGGAAGCACCAACAUUACAACUACUUCGGCCGGCAGCACCGCUGGCUGCGCGUGCACAGCGAGACACAGGCGGGCUCCCUGUCUGAGGGGGUCUACACUCAGCAUCUCAUGAGAUCUCCAGAUUUGUCCCAAGAACCUACCUCCGGCGAGCAGUUCAAGACCCCCACCGAUGGGUCUCGGAGCACUUUCGUACCUCAUGCAUCCAGCCUUCCAGAAGGUGAGCAAGGCACGUAUGAGGAACCAAGGCAGAAUGUCCACAGGAUACACGUGGAGCCUUAUGAAACAACAUUUGUGCACGAGGAGGGCAAGCCCUGGGCAGUGAGCACACGGCCUGUAGGACACGCAGAUGUGCACAAUGCUAUGCAACAGACCACGGGUCCAGAUGAGCAGCCGGGUUCUGCUGUCCCAGAAGUCUUCAGCAGCACCCUUUAGCCCCAGAAUCCUGCAUGGCUUCCCAUGAGAUAAGAGCAUUAUGCACAGAAGGCCAUACUUACAAAAACCACUGGUAAAAAAUCCAGCUCCUGAAACGGCAACGCACGCCACCCAGAAGAAUCCUGAUCCUUCGACUUCCUCACCAGGUUUCUGGUCUCACAGAGGUAUCAUCUGUCAGGAUGUGAGCGUUAUUAUUAUUAUUAUUAUUAUUAUUAUCAUUGGCAUCUGCAGGUUGGCAGGAAGAGUCGUAACAAUCACCACAUAACAGAACAAUCUGUGGCUGCAAAUCCAGUAACAGCAGGUCUCUUGAUGUCCAUGUUUCUCUGAGCAUGCAAAAUUUUAAGCAUGAGUGGUUCUGCCUGCAAGUUAGCAGAAACUUGGUGUCCUCACGUUAGGGCUGUGUCCUAAACUUCUAUUUACCUGUUUUCCUCUGUUUCUUGUAAAUUUGCCUACUUCUCAGUCUUUUCAAGUGGAUUUAGGUUGGAUAUAACUGGAGUGCUAACUGGUCUAGUAACACAAAUAAUCCAGAGUUUCUAGGCAUUCAAAGAAAUGAAAAUUCUUUCAGCAUCUACAAAAUGCAGUCAACACCAUCUCUGAACGCUGUCAGAGCCUGACAUAAUUAGCACAAUGGGGUUUUUUCAGGAGCUAAGAUUUCAAAUUAUUUAUGUAGCAAGUUAUUUUAAAAUCUUAGGAGGUGAACCUUUGAGGCAAGUGCAGAACGAGGGCAGGUUCUGGAGGGAAAAUAUGCAGGGUCUGCACGAGAUUGAAGCAAAGUUUAUCUUUUCUUCUGCCACCACACAUUUCAUUAUGUUGGAAUCACUGUCACAACACCCAUUGGAAAGAAAUGCCCCUAUUUUUGUUCCUGAAUAUUCAUUGUAAUUUGAUCACCACGUCUGAAAUUGGGAUAUUCUGGCAAUUCAGGUUAGGGAAAUUUGGGGUGCAGUUUGAAUCUAAGAUUUUAUCUUUGGACCCCAAACAAAUGUUCAUAUCAUAAGGAGGGUGGGAGGUGGUGACUUUUCAUCCUGUAUUGUUUAAUGGCAGAUUACAGUGAGCCAGGAUUUUGUCCUUUACAAGCACAGUAAGACUUAGAGAACUACAGAAGAUGAUCUCAAAAAUGAAAUCUACAUUAAUGAGAACCAUAACACUGGAGUCACUAAGAAAAGAACUAAUGUGGAGAGAAACCCCAGCUGUUGCACAAGCUUUAAUUUUUCUUAAACAGUUCUUGAAGUUUAAUUUUAUAGGCCACAUUCCUGCUGGUUAAAUUCCCUCACUCCGUGUUUGCGCAGCCUUCUACCUUUCGGUUUUCCAGCCUCCAGGUGGAUACAUUCUAAGGCCCCCAAUAAAGAGAUUUGAGUUAAAUAGUUGAGUUUACAAGUCCUUGAGGUAAAGGUAAGGAUUUGGGCCCAUGAUCUGUGGUCCUUAUUAAAAUAGCACUUCCAUAACCCCAGUGCUAUUAAAAUCCCUGUGAACUCAAUCCAUAAAUUCAAAAAUAAAUGUUAUUCACUAUUUUAUGCUUGGUCAGUAUGGGGAAGCCAAGAAGAGUCUUUGCAGUGAUACGAAAGGCAAAAAACUUUCUCACAAGGGAUUUGCAUUUGUAACUUCUCUUUUUGGGAGCGGGAAGUUAACUUUCUUGCACCAAAAAUAUUCAUUCAUUACCUGAUCCAAAGCCCAGCGAGGAUGGAAAGACUUCCAUUCACUCCCACAGGGUUUGGAUGAGACCCACACUGAAAAUUCCUGUGGGUGAGAGCACACGGGGGGGAGCAGAAGCGUCAGUGCCCGUUUGCAGUUAGAAGGACACCCCUUGUGUGGAGCUGGGACUGGGGAAAGCCUGACUCACCCUCCAGAGCCAAGCUGAGAUGGCUGACUGUCACUGCAGGCACUCGCAGCUUUAGAUUCUGUUCAUCAGCAGAAGGCUUUGCACCAGGGAGACAAACAAUGUGAUGCUCAUAUGCAGAGCCAAAAUAAUUCACACAGGUUUUCUAGUGCCCAGCCCCUCCCCUAAUUUGUCUCACCUCCAAGUAAAACUGCCAUAAAAACUGUCUAUUGGAGAAUAAAAAUAACAAUGCACUGAGGCCAUAUAUUUUUGCAGUAAGUGACAAGAUAAAACAAGAUGUUUCUAAACGAAACCCACCUCACUUUGCUCUGGAUCAUCAGGAACAGUGAGGGCAAGAAGCAGCAAAAUCUUCAGCAGACAGGUACACACACUGCCGGUGAGAUAAGGAUGGAAAAAUCUGUUAGCAGAAGCAGCUAUGUAGCCAAUAAAGACUAGGUUCUUUAUUGGUAGGAAAGCCUUGACUUCAUCAUAAUCUUCAGUGCUGAGAUGGAAUUUGGGAGUGCAAUGCCAGCCACAUUCUACCCUGUCUUAAUUUUAACCCUCCUGUGUGGAAGGAGUGUUUAGGUGAUGCCCAAUGGGACAUGCUUCCUCAAUCCUGUAACCUCUAGAUUGAGGUUAUUCAACAUACUUUAAUAGUCAAAAUAGUAAUUAAUAGUUCUGGGUUUAAAUACUUCUGGUUAUAAAUGUGUUCUUUGUUCAGAAUUGCUAUCCCUCCCUAUUCUGAGUCUCGUUAAAAGAACAGUUAUAAACACCCUGAGAUAAAUAAAUAGUAGAUAGAGGUGCCUUUUGAGUACUGUCAUAACACUGAUCAUAAUGGUUCUGCAGUUCUCUUAGGAAGAUCACUCACACAUUUCACAUGCAACCACAGCAAUUCAGAAGAAUCCUGCUUUAAAUACUAAUUAACAAUUGGAUUUUCUACACAGUAAGACACAGAGAAUUCUAUAAAAUAAUGUUUUUAAAUACAGACAAUAAAGGGGGAGAGGAAAGACAGAUUAUUUUAUCCUGAAAAUCUGAAGUGUUUUGCAAGGAGAUAGUGCAUCUUCAAAUUCUCUGUGGUAUAAAGAAAUGCAUUAAGUUGCUGGUCAACUCUUCCAGGGUGAUUAAAUGCAUGGCUCAUGACUGUUAUGUAAAACGUCAAUACAGCCUUACAAACAACAAGGGUGCAGUGUACCUGAAAAUAAGAUAUACAGCUUGGAAACUUACUCUGAAUUUCUCUGAGGUGUUGAACUUUGCCAUCAGCAAAAAGUGUUUUUAGGAAACAGGCCUUGAAUUUUCAGACAACACAGAUUUCAUCAGGUUGGGUGUGUCAUUUUUCCACUACAGAAAAACAUUAAAUAACUAGAAUACUUUAUUUGUAAGUAUAAUUUAUCUUCUGACUCCACAAAGUAGAAUUCACAAGGCUAAAUCAUGCCCAGAAGUGAGAGGCAGAGCUGCUGGCCCUGUAUAUUUGCAAAAUGCAAGGGUAGCAUUCCCCAAGGUGGGCUGCACGUUGUACCCUGGCAGCAUGGACUGGUCACCCACCCUCCUUGGUGCAGGCAGCCCCCACAGCCUCCCUCCAGCUGAGGAAGAGCCUGCAAAGCCAUCAGGAGUUGUUUUGUUGAUCUGAUCAGGCUCUGGAGCAGCUCCAUCAUUGUUGGACCCCGUACAGAUCCCACCAGCUCAGAGAUCACCUCUCCUCGCUCCUGGUGUCUGUGAGCUCUGACCCAGCCAGCUGGUUCUCAGUCUGGAAUUCUGGGGUGAAUAAGAGCCAGGCUGGACCACCUUCCUCAGCCUUUUCACACCACAGCACCUUGGGCAAGAUUUAACCUUUAAACCAGUCAUCCCAUAAUAGGGCGAUGUGUUACUAAGCUUGGCUGUCACUAGGCUACAGAAAACCUCCUUUUGGGCUUGUCAAAUAACAACAACAGAUUUUUUUAUGUACAUUGUUAUUUUAAUUUUCUUUCUUGGAAAAGCUACGUGGAACUGACCUGGAGGAAAGGAUUGGUGUAGCACUAAUCUACCUUAUUACUGUGAACCGUCGUAAUUUAUUAAGCAGAUUUUAAGCUAAAAGCACAGGCUUUAUGCAUUUUAUAAAGGUCUGUUUGGGCCCAGUCCUGCUGUCCUUGGACCUCACUGCAGGUUCUUUUGCACUGGUGUAGAUCCAGAGUAGUUCCACCCAAGCUGGGUUAGGUGUUCCCAUUUACAGGUCAGCAUAUCCAGGGCUGGCUCGGUGUCACCUGAGGACCCGCACCAGUGGAGUCACCAUGAGAACAGCACAUUUAUGCUGCUGUAAAAAAUGAUACCUGUAGGGAAGAUAAAAGGGUUUUAUCUCAUGGAAUACUGCCCUGGAGGUCACAGGGACCGCUGGGUCUGGACUGGGAGAGCGAGCCCAGCACGCUGCUGCGUUACCAGUGGGGGAAGCCCACCCUGCAUAAAACACUGCUCCUCCUUAUAACAGGGAUCAAAUCCCUCUCCCAUGUUAUGCAAAUGAAUCCCCUACUGAAUGCAACGGGAGUUCCAGUUAUUUUGCCGAUAAAAACGAGGACUUAAUAGUGUUACUGGGGACUUGGGGGAGGGGAAGGGGGUUGUUUGUUUUUUCCCCUCAGAGAAAAAGUAAUUUAAGUGAAAUGUGCGAGGCAGUGUUUAAUUGCUUCCUGCCUUGUUUGUACAUAGCAAUUUGGCUGUUUAUUGGUUGUCUUUGUUCAGAUUUUUAUUGUCACUUGUUGCUAUAUAUGCAACCAAGCGUAUGUUAAAGUUUAAACUUUGCCACACAAUAAUGCACAAUUUUAUGUGCUUUGAAACUUUGUAACUAUCUCGGUGAACGAUGUAUGCUGUGCUAACUGUGAGCCUGGGACUUGACACAACAAUAUUUUCAUGCCUAUGUACCUGCAAAUGGUUUGAAAAUAGCAAAAUAUAUAUUGAGGAUGGCCACGAGCCAAGGGUAAAUGAGUGCCGUAUGACUCAUGCUUCUUUAAUAAUUCCUGAAAGAGGCAUGUACAGUACAUAAAAUAGACAAUAAAAAUAAUUUUCAAGGCUACAAAUAUUUUUUAUAACUUCAGAUAUUAAAUACUAUUUUAGAAAAAAAAAAGAUUGGUCGGUAAAAGAAAUCUUAAGUUUAUUCGAGUGAAUCAUUGUCAUAAAAAUGUUCUUAACAUAGAUUUUUUUUGUUUGAUCUAAUAUCAUAGAAAGUCAACUCUUUUAAGAUUUAGAAGACUUGAAUUGCUCUUGCAUUCUUACAGCUCCUGUGAUCUUCUAAAAUUAUGGACUUCAAGUCUUCUCCCUCAUUAACAAAAAAAAUGCUGGUGUGUACACUCACAUGAUCCCAAAUACCACAUGUACUUGUGCACAAUCUUUAAAGGGUGUUUUUUGAAACAUGUUUUAUUUUACCAUCAUCAAGUACCCCUGUAUGUGAGCUUUACAAUCCAUGCAAAUCUGAACACAGUUUGGGUUUUUCCCUGAAUUCCUUUAUUUUUAUUGGAAAGUGACUUUUUCUAAGGCCAAGCUUUCAAAUCUGGUCUCUAAAUUUUGAUUUUAAUUCAGACACCUGAAUGAAACAGGCAUGGCUUCCAGUGUUUGUGGGUGAAACCCACCCAAGGCAACAGAAAUUUAAAUUUUUUCACAUAUUCUUGUACAAAGAAAAGCAAAGCCAGGUAAGAUUUCUCAUGGAGUAUGGAACAGAGCUACUGCAUGUAAGCAAGAGAAAUAAGAACAACUCCAUUUGAAUGCUGAACUGAAACAGGAAGGUUUCUGCUCUGGGUCACUGUUUACCUGCUUUCAAAGACAGACAGCUUGCUAAAUGUAUUUUAACAAUGAGAUGAUGCCAUAAUUGGAAUAAGUGACAUUGCCAUGGUCACAGAGAGCUUGUAGGAGAGCAGGUACACGAUUUUCUGGUCAGCAUCCAUUAUCAGUUGAUUAUCCAUGCCUUGUGCACAGGUACACAUGGUAGAGUAUGUGCUGACCAAUGUCUGUAUUCCAGCCAGGACAUGCCAACUCAAUGCAAGUUUCUGAACAACAGCAUCUUACUGGAGUAUCUGUGGAUGUUUUCGCACAUGGAAAAUGUUUCAGCCAAAACAAAGCCAAAGUGCAGUUAGCUAGCAGAGCAAAACAAGUCUUAAAAUACAAGAUAAAACGUGACUGUCAUUUCUGCUUCCUCAAUUUUUAAUUUCAGAAUAUGAGAACUGUCACAACAUUUACUAAGUUAGUACACAAAAAAACAAAACAAAACAAAACAAAACAAACAAACAACAACAACAAAGGCAAGUAAUUAGUCAUGUACAGUAACCUAAGAAAUUAACUGGGAGAAACAGCCCAAGACAAAGCAGGAUUUUUGUGUGCAUGCACUUCAGUCACUCUGGUGCAUUUUGCAUGUCCCACGCAUUUUUAGAGCCUGCUUGUUUGUAUGUUUUGCUUGCCCCAAGCUGAGAUAUUUCUUCUCUAAGACCAGUAAGUGAGCAGUGCAAUUCUCACAGACCUUUCUCACACGUCUGCCAUGAAGGCCAGUGCUGUUCUCUACCUGCCUCUGUGUUCUCUGCUGUUUUACCGAAAUGCUUUUCAACCAACUGGAAAAAAAGUUACAAACUCUUCUAGGCAUGUUUCUGACUUGCUCUUCUGACAGUAAAAGAUACCCAUUUCGCUGUUCCACUCCAGUAUAUUGACCUAUAUAAACUCUCAUCUCUCUGAGAAAACUAUUAAUUUAUUUUUUAAUUCUGUCUUUAAAUAAAAGCUUUGGGUUUGAUUUGGGUUUUUUGUUUGUUUUUGCAAACACACAAAAAAUC
This is a messenger RNA of Myiozetetes cayanensis, 10125 nucleotides long. RefSeq names its product ankyrin repeat and fibronectin type III domain containing 1 (gene ANKFN1). The record is from RefSeq and is a predicted model, not a curated record. Gene Ontology annotation, biological process: regulation of establishment of bipolar cell polarity; establishment of mitotic spindle orientation. Gene Ontology annotation, molecular function: protein binding. NCBI's taxonomy places the organism in Eukaryota, Metazoa, Chordata, Aves, Passeriformes, Tyrannidae. The transcript is spliced from 19 exons. Gene Ontology annotation, cellular component: spindle. Bases 298 to 3537 code for a protein of 1079 amino acids.